AUGAAUGCUAUGCUUGUUUACCUAUGAUUAGGUGUGAUGCUGCCCAUUUCUUUUGCUGAUGCUUUAAAUUUAAUUUUCUUCCACACAGGUACCUCUUCAACAGCAGCCUUCAAUUUUCUCCAGCAAAAUCAAGCACUGUCUUCUCAUUAUUAUUUAAGGCCCUUUAUAGAUUUUUUAGUAGCAAUCCCUUUACCUAUUAAAAAGCUGCGUGAAUGCCAAUUUUCUGAAAAGUGCCAAUUAAAAAUUGGUAGUUAUCCAUUGACAAUUUGAAUUUGCCAAUAUUAAAUUAUACUUAUAAAAAAAUUGACAUCUUGUAGCUUAUUUUUUAAGUUAAGGUAUUUCCCUCAAAAGAGCAAUAAUGAAGUUAAAUCUAUAUUUAUACUCAGCGACAAAUACUGACGAAUUAUUGGCUUUUUUUGAUUUCUUAGAAAACCCAAAAAUUUUGAUUGACUUAGUUGAUGAUAGAGUUAAUCAUUAUGAUCUAUCAAAGUUGUGCAAAAAAUAUGAAGCUAUUCAUUUAGUUUUUGAAAACGAUCUGAAUUAUUUAACAGACUGAACUUUUUCAGGGUCAACUUCUAAGAGCAAUUAUUUAGAAGCACUUACCAUUUUAUUUGGCUACUUUAAUUGGAGCCAAGGAAUAAUAUUCAAUUCGAACCAAAAUACCUUUAUUAAAGAUUAUUUGCUGGAUUUUUCGAAUAGUUUUAAAAAUGUUAUUAUUGAGCCAAACUCAAAUAUAAAUGACAUUGUUGGCAGAAUAGCUGUCCCAUUGGGCUCUACAAUGUAUUAUAUUUUUGGAGAUGAAGCUCAUAGCUCUUCUAUCCAACGAGCUCUUAUUGAAAAAAAACUGGUUAAUGCUGGAAACGGAAUUAUUUUAGGUAAAGAAAGCUAUUUUGAUCCUAUAAUUGAAGGGAGUCUUAUUAUUGCUGAAAAAAACCAAGAAAGCACGACUUCUAGAGAAAUUUAUAUUUCUACUGCAAUAUUAGAAAUUAUUAAUUUAAUUGAAAACCUUGAAGAUCCUUAUCAAAUAAAAAAUACAUUACAUUCCCAUUAUGAUCAAAAGACCUGACGAACUUCAAUGAUAGGAUAAAAAAUUCUGAAAAAAAUAUUGAUUUAUUAAUUACAAUAUUUAACAUCUGAAAAUUGCUUGAUUAUUGGUUGAGAUCAAUUUUUCUAGAGAAUAGCUCUAUAAAAGAUGCAGGGAGAGUUGGAAAAAUCAUGUUUUUACCACUUUUGUCAAAAUGAUUUUUUAUUACUCCCCUCCGUGAGCGAACAAAAUUUUUUUAAUGAAAAAAAAAUUUAAUAUAAAUGAUAACUAUUAUAACGAAAUCUCUAGAUAAUUCUGAUUAAGCUUGCAUUUUAAAAUAUAAAUUUUAAAUUAAAUAAAAUUUUUCUUCUCAAUUUUUACAAAAUGGAUUUUUUUAAUUUUGAAAAACAAAUUAUUAUAAAAUUUAUAAUAAAUUUUUAAAGAAAAAAUUAAAUCCGAACAAAAUUUUUUUGUUCGCUUACGGAGGGGGAAUUUAGUGAAUUUUAUAAAUAACUCAAAUACUAUAGUUGGAAAUUUUAAUAAUACCAGCAUUUCCCUUAUCAGCAAAAUCAUUUUUCCUGGAAAUGCAACAACUCCUCCUAUAUCUACAAAGAAAACUCUGCCUAUCAGUAUUAAUGCAGGAUCCACCAAUUAUGGUCAAGCACCAUCUCUUUAUGUUCCAAUAUAUGCAAGAGGAAGUUCAAUCGCUAUCAAAUUGAUAAAUGAAGGCCUAGGAAUUCUUGAAAAUUUCCAAAUGAGUUUAUUCACUUAUGACUGUGGAGCCGCGAUUUAUGAUCCGACUUAUGGCUAUAAUUGUUUUUUAAAAGAUAUUGACAAAUUUGGCUUGGCUGCAGUGUCUUCAUAUCCAUCGGGAGUUGUAUUAGGGACUCUUCAAACAUUUAAACUUUUAAAUACUACGGUCCCAAUCGUUAGUGCUAUUGCAUCAUCUGUAGCAUUAAGUUCAAUUUCAACAUAUCCAUGAUUUUCAAGGGUACAAGUUUCUAAUUCAGACUUUUCAUCUCAAACACCACAUUUGCUUAAGGCCUUAGGCUGGCGGAGUCUAGCAGUCUUAUAUAAAAACGAAACUUGGGGAAUUUCUACAUACCUUUCAUUUAAACAAGGUAUAGAAGAAGAAGCAGGGAUUAAUAUCAUAAAAUCAGCAGCAAUCCCUCCUUUUUUAACAAGAGAGCAAAUAGGCAACUACUCAUAUAUCUUGCAAGAAAUUCUCGACACUAAUGCAAGACUUAUAAUUGUAUUUAUAUACAACGACUUAUUUGGCUUGGUAUUAGAAAAAUUUUAUGAUUUGGGAGCUAGGAAUGGUGACUUGAUAUUUUUUUCUGGCAUUGCUGCAGCGCUUACUGAUAUUGGAGCAAAAAAUGAUGCUUAUAGGUACAAAAGAAUUGAGAUUGGCUGUCCUAUGAUAUCAUUUCAAAUGCCGAUUUGGGUAGGAGGACUUGGAGAAAAGAUUUAUAAUGGCCUUUUAAAUGACUAUAAGACAGUUCCCAUUGGUCUUUCGUGUAAUUAUUUUGAUUCUACUUUUUUAAUAGCAAGUUCUAUAGAUUUUAUGAUAAAUAGAGGUCAAGAUUUUACAGAUGGGUAUAAGCUAAAUCACACUAUUAGAAAUAUUAAAAUUAUAGGGUGCACUGGAAAAGUAGCCAUUUCGAAAGGCAGCAAUGAUAGAGAAUUGGAUGCUUUGAGCAUAGACAGCAAUAUUCUAAUAAACAAUACUAUCUCACCUUGCCAUAUAGGGCUAGGUAGCCCUUAUAGCACACAAUAUUUAACUAUUGCUAACCCCUUUUUUUAUGACAAUAAAUAUACCACGAUAAAACCGCCUGAUUUAAGAAACCAAGACUUAAAAUGUCCUUUCCCAGAUUCAGAAAUUAAAACUUUUUAUAAAGGCAGAUAUCUUGUAUUCGGAAUUUGCAUUUUUAUGGCAUUAUCUACAAGUAUUAUAACUUUUUAUAUAUGAAAAAUUUUGAUGGAACGUAAAAAUAGAAGAGCUAAAAGAAAAGCAUGAAAUUUCAUUAGAAGAUUACAUAGUAGGUGCGACCAUUGCUAUUGAAUUUUUCCAAUAUAUCGCUAUGGGCCCUGACUUAAACCAGAUUAA
Molecule: messenger RNA, 3131 nt
Organism: Blepharisma stoltei
Lineage: Eukaryota; Ciliophora; Heterotrichea; Heterotrichida; Blepharismidae
Source: the annotation of a GenBank genome assembly